UUUCCAGAGGCCACACCCCUAUUUCUGAGUCACCCACACCAGCUAGUGCAGGCACAGGGAGCAAGAGAGUGCCAGUCACUCACCCAAAGCAGAGGCAGGAUUCCAGCAUGUCAGAGAAGUCAGAGGGCUCAAAGGAACCAAAAGAGUUAAAGGAUCUCAUGCCCACGGAGAGGAAGACCGUGUGGAGGAAUGCAGAUGAGAGGAGGAUGUCUGACCUCACUCGGGUGCUGGAGUGGCUAGAGAGGAGGAAGGGGAAGAGGAAGCAGCCUGCCCAGAAGCAAAAGGUCAUGGUGGUGGAGCCCCCAAAAGCAAAGGUAAAGGAAGCAAAGAAGGUCAAAGGUCUCUUGAAGCAGCAAGAAGGGAGCGCCAAAAUGAAAUACCUGGAGCAGGCCAUAGGGCAAAGCUCCAGGAAGUCUACACGCUCCAGCGUAUUGUACCAAGGGCCUUUUGGAGCGGAGCAAAGGCGCCUGAGCAUGUUCCCAGGCAUCUAUGACAAGGAAGGUCCCAGAAGAUCAGAGUUAGACAUCAAGGAUGCAAUGGCUCUAGAGUCCACUACACGACCAAACACAUUCCGUCGCCAAAGCAUAUAUGCGGAUCCCUCGGCACAGGAUAGCACCUUUGGCAGCCGAAGAAUGACCGUGAUGAAAGACUGGCCAGCCAGGACCUCCGACAUCGCUUUUGAACGCAAGUUAAAGAGCCUCAUGGAGAAGGGCACUGAACCCAAGAUAGAAAGUGUGAAAAUGCUGAAGCCAGAGGAAGUGCUGAGCUGCCGAUACCUGAGGUUGUCCAAGAACAACAUCCGGACCUUGUUCAAGCUGUGCAAGGAUGUGGGUCUGAACAUGGACAUCCACCCUCACAUGACUGAAACGGAGAUAGAUGUUCAAAAAGUGUUCCCCGCAAACCGUGAAGCAGAGCCCUGAACAGCUCCUCUCCCUGGCUACCUUCCAGCUCCUUCUGCUGUCAGACCUGGGCCACCAGAUGCUAUCUUCUGGUAUAGUGCAACUGGCCCUGGAGACUUAGCACAUCUCUUUUAGAUGGUAGCAAUCAGAAAAGCAUCACAGA
Chinchilla lanigera (long-tailed chinchilla) is the source of this 1062-nucleotide messenger RNA. It is a transcript of the gene CUNH16orf78, whose product is annotated as chromosome unknown open reading frame, human C16orf78. NCBI's taxonomy places the organism in Eukaryota, Metazoa, Chordata, Mammalia, Rodentia, Chinchillidae. The coding region runs from base 108 to 920 and encodes 270 amino acids. The record is from RefSeq and is a predicted model, not a curated record. The transcript has 5 exons.